This is a messenger RNA of Chara braunii, 3703 nucleotides long. NCBI's taxonomy places the organism in Eukaryota, Viridiplantae, Streptophyta, Charophyceae, Charales, Characeae. The record is from the annotation of a GenBank genome assembly.
CCUCCUUGCUACUUGUAUUGCGCAGCAGGAGGAUAUCCAUUCGCUCGACCACACCAACCAGGUGCAACAACAGUCCAUGGACAAGAUGCUCCAGCGCAUCCAGCAGCUGGAGCAGCAGCUUGCUACCGCCAACUCCGGCGCCGGUCCCUCCGACCUCUUCGACCGCGUCAACGUUUUGGAGAUUGACAUGGGAGUACUCAAGACCGGGGCGCAACAUGUCUGCACCGCCGCCGGCUCCAGCUCGACGCCACGGGAAUCCAUUGUCAAAUUUGACGGGCUUCCGAUCUUCUGUGACUUAUCGAAGACGGACCCCAUACCGUGGUGGCGUCAGUUCGAACUCAAGCUGGACCUUCACCACGUGAUCGACACAAACAGGCAUGCAUAUCUGUACUCCCGUUCGGGAGGAGCGUGCCAAGCAUGGAUGGAUAACAUGCUGUCCGCACAUGCCUGUACAGUCACCGAACUGCACAAGUACAUCAACUGGGCAGAUCUCACGGCGGCGUGGAAGAAGCGUUUCCAAGUCGAACCGCCGGAGCACCUCGCGAUGGACAAGUUGCUGACGUUUUCGCAGAACAAUCUGCCAAGCGGUGAUUGGAUUUCUGAGUUCCAACGCUUGGCUAUCACGCCCAAGUUGCCGAUGAACUUCGACGGCAUCAAGCUGUACUUCAUCAAGCGGUCGUGCCCGGCAUUGCAGAACGCGUUGACUCACGUCGCGGACACCCUCACCACAAGUGAGGAGCUCUUCAACAAGGCUGCGCAGAUCAUUGUCACGAAUCUGGCCGCCCAGAACACGGGCCCUUCGUCAUCUGCCGGCCAGGGCACGCAUCAGCAUCGGCCCAAGGUGGCCGUGGUCGCAGCAGCAACGCCUAGCGACCCUUCAACUUCUUCGAACGAGGCUGCUUCAUCUGAUCAGGAAGACACACUAGCAGCUGCCCAGAAUGGUGGCCGCCACGCCAAAGGACGAGGACGCGGCAAGCCGAAGACAACCACCAAUACUUCUUCUGGGCCCAGACAGGCAGCUCAAGAACAAGGCCCUUGGACAACAUACGCCGAUUCUCAAGCCACGGACUUGUCUUCCGACUCCCGGGUGGUGCGGUUGCUCGACGAAUUCGCCGAUGUCUUCGAGUCACCUACCGGCGUGAUGCCGGAUCGGCCGAUCUCACACGAGAUCAUUCUUGAGGCCGGUGCCGUGCCGCCAAAAGGUUGCAUCUAUCGCAUGAGCGAGGAGGAACUUACAGUACUCUGCGCGCAGCUCGACGACUUAUUGGACAAAGGCUGGAUCCGGCCUAGUAGUUCACCCUACGGUGCGCCUGUUCUCUUCGUUCGAAAGAAGAACAAGGACCUUCGCUUAUGCAUCGAUUGCCGCAAGCUCAAUGCGCAAACCGUCAAGAACGCGGGACCUCUUCCUCGUAUCGACGACCUCUUGGAGCGCUUGGGCGGCGCGAAGUUCUUCUCCAAACUGGACCUGAAGUCGGGAUACCAUCAAAUCUCGAUUCGGCCGCAAGAUCGCUACAAGACCGCGUUCAAGACACGGUAUGGGCACUUUGAGUGGGUCAUGAUGCCUUUCGGACUCACCAACGCCCCGGCGACUUUUCAAGCGGCGAUGACCAACGAGUUCCGCGCAAUGUUGGACCGGUUCGUGAUGGUCUACUUGGACGACAUUCUCGUCUAUAGCCGGACCUUGGAGGAACAUCUGGAUCAUCUUCGACGAGUGUUGGAGAGACUCCGGCGUGCCAAGUUCAAAGCCAACCACGACAAGUGCGAGUUCGUGCGUCAAGAGUUGGAAUACUUGGGCCAUUUUGUCACUCCACAAGGCAUCAGUCCGUUGUCGGACAAGAUUCAAGCCGUCCAAGAUUGGCCGGAGCCUCGGAAUGUUACGGAUGUCCGAUCUUUCCUUGGCCUUGCUGGCUACUACCAACGAUUCAUCAAAGGGUACUCGAAGAUCACGGCUCACUUGACCAAGCUUCAAUGCGAGGACCGACCGUUUGACUUCGGGACGGACGCGCGAGAAUCAUUCUUGGCCCUCAAGGCCGCCUUGCUUUCCGCGGAGGUAUUGCGGAUUUACGACCCGCUCUUGCCAACACGCGUCACCACGGAUGCGUCUGGCUAUGACAUUGGUGCCGUCCUCGAGCAACAUGACGGCGUGGAUUGGCACUCGGUCGAAUACUUCAGCAAGAAGGUGCCGCCCGUGCACUCCAUCGAUGAUGCACGCAAGAAGGAACUUCUCGUCUUCGUUCACGCACUCAAGCGAUGGCGGCACUUCCUCCUCGGUCGACGCCAGUUCCGAUGGGUAACGGACAACAAUCCGUUGGUCUUCUACAAGUCUCAAGACACCGUCAACAACACCAUCGCCCGUUGGAUGGCCUUCAUCGACCAAUUCGACUUCUUUCCCGAUCACAUUCCGGGGAAGUCGAACCGUUUCGCGGAUGCCCUUUCCCGGCGUCCGGACCACUGCACCGCGGUCUACUCAACCUUCGAGAUCGAGGACGACUUGCGGGACGGCUUCAUCCGCGGCUAUCAAGCCGACCCCGAGUUUCGCGACAAGUACGCAAACUGUUCCUCUCCCAAUCCGGCGUCGUCGCACUAUCGGAUCCAAGAGGGAUACUUGCUUCUUCACUCGCGGGGGAAGGAUCUACUUUGUGUGCCGCAAGAUUCACACUUGCUCACGUGGCUUCUUGGCGAGUUCCACGACGCCCCCGCCACCGGACACUUUGGAGUCAAUCGCACGAUUGGCCGACUCCGCGAGCGCCUUUGGUGGCCCGGUCUCCUCGACGACGUCACGCGCUACUGCGAGUCAUGCGAAAUCCUUGGUCUACUGCGAAUUGCUCCCCUGAGCAUGCGUCAUAAGAGGAGAGAAGAAGAGAGGAAAAUAGAGGAGGAGAAACGAAAGGAGAAGGAAAGACUGAGGGAGGAAAGGCUGAGGGAGGAAAGACUGAGGGAGGAAAGACUGAGGGAGGAAAAAAGAAGUGAGGAAAGAAUGAGGGAGGAGGAAAGGGUUCGGCGGGAGGCUAAGGAAAGGGAAGAGGAGGCAAGGAAGGUGGCUGAAAGGGAAAGAGAGGAGGAAGUGAGAAAGGAGCAGGAGUUGAAGAGAGAAAGUGAACGAAAAGAGGAGGAAGCAGAAAAGUUGGAAAGGGAAAGAGACAUACGUGGGGAAGAGGAAGGGAAUUUGGUUCAGGAGCAAAAGAAGUCGGACAUGGACUGGGAAGAGGCUCAUAAGGCCAACUCAAGUGAGGAAAUCCAGAAAGAGGGUGGGCAGCAGGAUGGAAGUAAGGGAACGGGUUGGCAGCCUAGCAAGUUCAUAGACGUUCCAUUAGCUGAACCUUUUGUCUUCCAUGGUCCGAAAGAGAAACCAAACAAAGAUAAAGCAAAGGAGAAGGAGGUCCAGGCUAAGCCAACUAACCCCCCCCCAGGGUAAGGAGGAAGAUGUAGAAUCGACGGAGGAUCCCUCACCAUACAGGGAGGAGGGGGACCACGAUUCUGAGGGAUACCUCACGAAGGAGGAGGGAAAGGAAGAAGGUGGGGGAUUAUUGGAGGAGGACCUGGACUUCGCUGUUCCAGGAUUGCUUUUUAAAGAAGGGGAUAUAUUUAAUAACAGACAAUCCACUCCAUGCAAAAAGGCCAGGGUAGGAGAUAACACGACAGUAUCCACAAUGGAUGAGCAGAGGGAAGGGAAUGCUUGUAUGGAUAAAGCUGAAAUAAUGGC